Messenger RNA from Vicia faba (fava bean), 735 nucleotides. The record is from the annotation of a GenBank genome assembly. NCBI's taxonomy places the organism in Eukaryota, Viridiplantae, Streptophyta, Magnoliopsida, Fabales, Fabaceae.
AUGGCCUCUCUCCCUGACGAACUUUGGAGCAGAAUUCUCGAAAUCGGCAUCGGAAACAGCAUUUUGACCUACAAGGACCUUUGCUGCAUCUCCAUCACAUCCCGUCUCCUUCAUCGCCUCUCCUCCCAACACUCUCUUUGGAACCGCCUUCUCUCCUCCGAUUUCCCUCUUUCACUCCCUUCUUCAGUCCUUUCUUCCUCUUCUUCCAAAUCCCUUUAUAAAUUCAGGUUUGAGAGAGACAAGGAGAGGAAAAUAGCAGCUCAUAGGAGGGCUGUACUGAGAAAGGAGAGCCAGAUUUCCGAACAUUCUAGACGGCUCCAUGAUAUUCAGACACGCAUGUCUCAAGAAAAAAACAAAGCUAUUCAAACUUCUACUGAGUUGUCCCAUUUACGUAGGGUGAGAGAAGCUUCUGUGGCUUUGAAUGUAUGGCAACCUGAGGUUGUUCGGGGUAGGCAAAAACAGAUGGUGGAACAGUGUGGUGUGCCGGCUGAAUCUCGGAUACGUACACUGGAGAUGGAACUCAGGCUUUGUAAGCAACAGAUUAUGGGGUUGGAGAAGUCUCAUAGAGACGAAAAACGCAGGCUUGAUGCUGCAAAGAAAGAGUUGGAAUCUAUGAAGUAUCAUCCUCUUCGGGAGAAUAAACCUGUGAGUGGAGGAGAGAAUGAACAUAUUAGCAAGCAAAAGAAGUUGAGAAGCUGCAAUGGCUUGCGUGAAAAACAAUGCAAAACACAUUGA